Eucalyptus grandis is the source of this 1381-nucleotide messenger RNA. Its product is annotated as histone-lysine N-methyltransferase ATXR4. The record is from RefSeq and is a predicted model, not a curated record. Gene Ontology annotation, cellular component: nucleus. The coding region runs from base 112 to 1101 and encodes 329 amino acids. Lineage: Eukaryota; Viridiplantae; Streptophyta; Magnoliopsida; Myrtales; Myrtaceae. Gene Ontology annotation, molecular function: protein binding. The transcript has 7 exons.
GAACGUUUCGACAAAAAUGAGAAGAAAACAGCAGUAACGACCAGAACGACGUCGGCGAGCAAGUAAGCAGACUCCGUCUCCGUCUCCGUCUCCGCGCGCGUCGCCGGGAAAAUGUCGCUGCUGUCGCGUUACGGCCGCAGUGCGUACUCGCGCAAGCUGCGCGGCCCGAGCGCGCUCCUCCGGCUCGCCUUCCUCUCCACCGCAUCCCCGGCCUCGCCCGGCGCUCCCAGCCCGGCCCGACCCGGCGGGCCGCCUCCGAUUCGGGUCGCGCUCACGGAGUCGGCCGGCCGGGGCGUCUUCGCGAGUCGGAGGAUCGGGUCCGGCGAGCUCAUCCACACGGCCGAACCGGUCGUGUCCCACCCUUCGCUUCACUCCCUCCACGCCGUCUGCUACUUCUGCCUCAGGAAGCUAGACGGCGCGGGCUCUCCGGCUCGUGCGGCGUCGUUCUGUAGCGAUGGCUGCAGAGCACGCUCCAAGGCAUUUUAUGAAGUCGAGACAAGGGUCGACUGGUCGAUCCAUGAUGACUAUUGUCGCGCCCGAGGUUUGAAAUAUCCCUUCCUGGUAAAACGGCUAGCUUGUAUGGUUAUAUCAGGCGCAACAUCCAGCGACUGUCUUGACAUACUUCAACCUGCUUAUUUGUCUCCUGAGAUGAUAUCUGAGAUGGAGGAAGGGUUCGGAUUGCUGAAGUGUGCCUUCACAAAUGCUCAUUUGAAGGAUGAGCAGAUAGCAUUUCUGACUAAGCAAUGGUACACUACGCUGCUUGCACGGAUUCAUAUCAAUGCAUUCCGUGUAGAGGUGGUUGGAGGAUCAUUUGAGGAUUUGCUUUCAAUGGCUGUGGCAUCUGUAGAAGCUGAAGCUGCUGUUGGAAAUGCGGUUUACAUGCUUCCUUCAUUCUAUAAUCAUGACUGUGAUCCUAAUACGCAUAUUAUAUGGUUAGAAGAUGCAGUUGCAAAAUUGAAGGCUCUUCGAGAUAUUGAGCCAGGCGAAGAACUUAGGAUUUGCUACAUUGAUGCAAGUCUUGAUUGGGAUGCACGGCAAAGUCUUCUGUCCCAAGGGUUUGGCUUCAGGUGUGAUUGCCCUCGGUGUUUAUCUGGAGACUAGAAGGAUUUCUGCGAUGAAGUUUUGGCAAAGCAGGAGAUGAGAUUUUUCCUAUUCCCUCGCAUGCAUUAGCAAUAGAUUCUGCUGCUAUUCUUUUAUUUUUCAGUUUGCGUGAAAGUCUAGGCAUUGCGUACAACUUCAGUAAAACUAAAAGCCUUCGAGGCUACUUAAAUUUAGUGAAGUCCCCCAUGUGCAGUUCUGUUUCUGCUGUUCUUUUGAUGUCAUUGUGCUUAUUGCAAAGAACAGGAGAUCAUCAGACAUGACUAUGGGUAUAGGUUUGAUA